Messenger RNA from Cottoperca gobio, 783 nucleotides. RefSeq names its product forkhead box L2-like (gene foxl2l). NCBI's taxonomy places the organism in Eukaryota, Metazoa, Chordata, Actinopteri, Perciformes, Bovichtidae. Gene Ontology annotation, molecular function: DNA-binding transcription factor activity, RNA polymerase II-specific; RNA polymerase II cis-regulatory region sequence-specific DNA binding. Gene Ontology annotation, biological process: cell differentiation; anatomical structure morphogenesis; regulation of transcription by RNA polymerase II. The record is from RefSeq and is a predicted model, not a curated record.
AUGGAUGCAGAGGAGGAAUCCCCCGCCGCCCUGGGAGUGCAGCUCCUGGACAUCAGCUCCAACUCGCCCCCGUCUGAGCCCAAAGGUGCGGAGGAGAAGCCUCCGUAUUCAUACGUGGCUCUCAUCGCCAUGGCCAUCAAGGACAACCACGACAGGAGACAGACGCUCAGCGGGAUUUACGACUACAUCAUCUCCAAGUUCCCCUACUAUGAAAAGAAUAAAAAAGGGUGGCAAAAUAGUAUAAGGCACAAUUUGUCUCUUAAUGAGUGCUUCGUCAAGAUGCCCAGAGAGAACGGAGGGGACAGGAAAGGCAACUAUUGGAUGCUCGACCCUGCAUUUGAGGACAUGUUUGACCAGGGGAACUACCGGCGGCGGAGGAGGGUGAGGAGACCCUACAGAGCCCCGAGCGUGCCUUACCUGACCGGGAACUCCGUGGACUAUCCCGAGCCGCUCUACCUGCAGCCUUAUGUGAGCAGCUCCUGGAGCCUGUCCUCGCCGACUGGAUACCCAACACCUCAGGUCGUCACUGGACACACCCGCAGCAUGUCCCCCAGCGGCCCGGUGAGUUCAUACUGCUCGCCCGGCCACUUCCAUCACCCUCCCUACGGCGCUUACCACCGCCACCCGCCCGUCCUCGUGUCCCACAACGGUUGUCCCUACGGCGGAGUGACCCAGCCGACGAGCCCCGGCAGAGGCACCGCUUCGGUGGCAUGCAGCUACCAGCAGCUCACCACCUAUGCAAGGCAAGCGGAGGCGCCGUUUGCUUAUUCAGUUGACCAGUAG